This is a messenger RNA of Drosophila suzukii, 1994 nucleotides long. Its product is annotated as probable peptidoglycan muropeptide transporter SLC46. Lineage: Eukaryota; Metazoa; Arthropoda; Insecta; Diptera; Drosophilidae. Gene Ontology annotation, biological process: transmembrane transport. The record is from RefSeq and is a predicted model, not a curated record. Gene Ontology annotation, cellular component: membrane. Gene Ontology annotation, molecular function: transmembrane transporter activity.
AGUCUGAGCUUAGAACUUGGCGCGACGUGUUGAUCAAAUCGCUGAAAUGUGCUAGAGCAAACCAGCCGAAUCGAAUAAAAAUAAGUGUUAAGAAGAAUUCAGAAAGUGAUAUAAAAUGGCAAAGCCAAGGUCGUCGGGGGAUGCGGCUCGAAAUGGGAACGGAGGACCGGCGGAUGCGGAGCCCAAGCUCAACUAUUUCCAGAAAUUGUGGCGGUACCGCCACUACCUGGUCAUCGAGCCCUUCUUCUUUUUCUACUUCAUGGCCUCAGUUUUCAAUGCGGUAGCCAUGCAGAAUUUCCCCUUGGACAAGGCCUGUCGUGUGAAUCUGGGAUACAACAAGGUCGUCUGUGAUACAAUGCUGGACAAAUCCGAGCUGGGCAUCGAAUGCGAUGACUUCGACUUUGAGAACACCACUCAGGGCGCCACUCCGGAUCUCGCUGGCUUGGUGAUUGGAGCAACUGGAUUCAAUUAUACAGUGUGCAAGGCGGAACUCGAGGCACAGAUCCUGGCGGCAGAUGUCUCCGGCAAACGUGCCCCUAUGGCUGCCAUUUUCCCUCUGAUUGUUCUUCUUUUCGCCGGAGGCUGGGCAGAUCGAUACAAUAAACGCAAGCCCUGUAUGAUAAUGCCAAUUAUCGGAGAAGCUUUGUCCUUCACAUGUCAGAUCAUCUCUUCAAUUUUCUUUGAUUCCCUGCCCAUGGAGUUUGGUGCUUAUUGUGAAGCUAUUGUUCCUGCUCUUUUUGGAGGCUUGACUUUCUGUCUGAUGGCCAUUUAUAGUUAUAUCACCAUUGCCACGCCCGAAGAGGAUCGUGUGUUUCGUUUUGGCAUAUUUGCAAUGUUUGUAACCGGAGUUCCAUUUAUAGGACAACCGAUUAGUGGUGUUCUCUUCACUACUUUGGGUUAUACUUGGUCUUUUGCAACAGCCAUCGUUUUCCAGUUGAUCGCGAUAUUUUACAUUAUUUUCUUUAUUAAAGAGGUGAAGAGCACCCCUUCAACCACUGCCCAACCCAAUGAACCACCACCACUGCCCACCACCUUGCCACCCAAGCAACAGGGUGCCGACAACAUGGCCUACGAGACGACGAAUUUGGAUGAACUGCCGGGAAACAAGAACGUUAACUUCCAGCUGACUCCCCAUAUGGAGCCCAAAGUGGAGGUGGUGCCUCCGAGACGCUCCCUCCUAAAGGAACUCUUCGAUCCCACUUUGGUGCUGGACUGCAUCCGGUUUCCACUGGUCAAGCGACCCAACAACGGACGCAUGCUCCUGAUCCUCCUGCUGUGUGCUUACUUCCUGACCGUAGGUCCCACAUCGGGCGAAAACGACUAUUGGUAUCGAUUCACGCUGAAAAAGCUCGCCUGGAAUGGCAACGACUUCAGUAUCUACCUGACCUUGUCCAGUGGUGCCGCCCUGGUGGGCACCUUCAUUGGAACCGCCAUUCUGAGCAAGUUACUCAAGGUUUCGGAUUCGAUGAUCGGCAUGCUUUCCGCCCUGUCCAUUGUCUGCUCCCGCGUUCUUUUUGCUUUCUCCAGCACUACUACCUCAUUUUACGUGGCAGGAGUGGUGGACAUGUUUGUUAGUUUGCGAGUGAUUGCCAUCAAGACCAUUGGUUCAAGCAUCGUGGCUGGAGAUGAGCUAAGCAAAAUGUACUCCAUCUUUGGCAUCAGUGAGCCAAUUGCGCAGUUCAUCUUCCCGCCCAUUUUCAGUGAGAUUUACAAAAGCACCGUUGACUCAUUCCCAGGUGCUAUUUGGUUGUUUGGUGAAAUUUUUUAUAUUCCCAAUGUCUUGGUCUUUGUGGUGUGCUAUUUCCUCCUGCGACGUAGAAAGGCCAAUGAGGAAAAGAGUGCUGUGGAGUUAGAACAAAAUGGAGCCAAUGGUGCCAAUGGAGCCAAUGGUGCCAAUGUGCCCGAUAGCGAAAUAACUAGUCUAUAACGUAAUUAAUGCCAGUCCGUGUUAUAUAUUUUUUAUAUUUAUAAUAUAAACUGUAUAUUUUUGUAUA